AUGGGUCUCCGAUUGUAUCAAGCCCCGGCAGCCGAAUCCCAGGCCAAGCCGCAGCCGCCUGCCGAGAAAAGCCCCGCGCAUGGCCGAUCGCAGAUUCGGCGACGACCUUUGUCCCAGAUGCCUGAGCAUCUUCGCGAACGGCGUCGUCGUAUCCUCUCUAGCAGCGUUGCACCUGUCCGCUCUGGGGGGCCGCGACGGAGUUCGUCCUCGUAUGACCCAACCAUCCCUGGCCAGGCGCCGCCCGUUAUCCCUAAUCCCUAUCCCAACCCUCCGGAAUCGGGUCGCAUUGCCCUGCGCGACAUGGCGAGGGGCCUGCUAGAUGAUCGCGGAGUGGCCCAGACUGGAGAGCGGUGGGCCAACCUUCAUGCCUUCAAUGCGUCCCCAUCAGGUGGUUUAGAACUGGACCCGCCGCCGUAUUUGCCUUCGGAUAUGCAACCGACGGCCGACUCGCAGUCGCUCCGCCGCCGAAGAACUGGUGUGCCGACCCAGCCGAUCCCCACGUCGGACCUGAGAAUGACCCUGGGUCCCAACUUCACCGGCGUCGCUAGAUUCACGGCUGAACCCGCACCCAUAUCUCGCGCAAAUGCUACCAAUGCUCCGAGACACGACCCGCGACGCGAGCUGGAGGAGCUCAUCCAUCACUAUCAACCGUCCAUGCUCUGGCGCCGCCCCGUGCUCAACCCUCGCCUCGCCGAUGAUGACCAGGCAAACCAGAUCGACGGGCUCGGUGACCGGAACAGGAGCCUCAGUCCUGAGGGUGACCACGUCUGGGAUACCUUGCUCAGCACGGUCACCCCGGACCCGCAGCCGCCUAGCGUUGGAUCUUCAUUCGCUUCCGCGUCUGCGUCUGCCUCGGCCGCCACAUCGCAGAGCACUGCUGCUGGGUCGGCCGGCACGUCCUUGACCUCGCCGGACGUGGUCGAUGGCCCUGUUCUCGAGCAGCCUUGCGAAUCGGAAUGUGAUAAUUCCGACAGCGAGGCCGAUGACGACGUCCAUGACGAGGACGAGGAUGAAGAUGAUGAAGAUAUCGAGAUGGACGAAAACACCUGGAUCCGCUUCUCCAAUGCCAUGGCCCGCGUUGGCCGUUCUUAUGCCGACGCCGCACGUAGCAACGGCAAUGAGGAGUCUCUGGAGCUUCUAGGUGGCAUUGGAGGCAUGCAGCAUAUUGUGCGCAGCCUCGCACGACGAGAAGAUAUUCCAGACGAGUGGUGGGCUGAAGCCGGCCUCAGCCGAACCCUCCCACGCGAGGAUUCGGCUAACUAA
This is a messenger RNA of Phialemonium atrogriseum, 1263 nucleotides long. RefSeq lists its product as uncharacterized. The transcript is spliced from 3 exons. The coding region runs from base 1 to 1263 and encodes 420 amino acids. The record is from RefSeq and is a predicted model, not a curated record. Lineage: Eukaryota; Fungi; Ascomycota; Sordariomycetes; Cephalothecales; Cephalothecaceae.